AUGGAUGAUGGCAAAAAAAGAAACGCGCAUAGGGCCGCUGCCUGGGGGCGCCGGGGUGCGUCUGGAGCUGGCGCUGGACGCGGCAGCAUGCGGGCCGCCAGCCGAGCGCGAGGAGCUGCAUGGUCACCUAGCAGCCCUCCGCAUCCAUCAUCCCCACCAGAAGGCUUAGUGUCGGCUGGGUCUUCUCGGACUCAGCAAGCGGCACCCGCCGCUGGUGGAGCACGUCGCAUGCGUUGGUCACAAACAAUGAACGCAAACGCACUGCCAUCCUUAACCGUCACAGAGCAAAAACUGGCAGACCGAGUUCGGUAUAUCUUGCGCUCAAAUAUAUUUGAUGUCGCCGAACUCGAACGGCUACGACGUGGGGCUGUUCCCUCAUCGGAGGAAAAUGCUACGACUGAGGAUGCGGCGCCACAAAUUGUAGAGCAACCCGCAAACGUGGAUGCCGCCGUGAAUACCCCAGUUGUGGUUUAUUCAAACGAUGAUGGAACAGUCGCCCAGGAACUGGAAUUAGGGCAUAUGAGGAGUACAUUGGAAGAGGCGAUUGUGGAAACGCGCAGUACGCCUCUCGAAAAUCGACCGCGACUUCCCCGCAUAGCCCUAAGCAAGCGGAAUCGGGCUGUCGUGAGGGCGCUGAACCCAAUGCUGGUAACCUAUUUGGAAGCCAGCCGGGACCUUUGCGAGACGGACUCAAGUCUUUUUGGCACCGCACUGGCAGUCUGCUGUAUCAUAGGCGCCAAGGUUUCCACGGCUGGACGCGCUACUGGCCAAAGUAGCGCUACCCCAGCAUGGAGAAGAAGAAUUGAGGAACGUAUCGCAAAGACUAGAGCUCUCAUCGGCAGACUGAUAUGCUUCAGAUCAGGCAAUAACAGGCCAAGAAUUGUGCGCACCGUCAGGAUGGCGUUUGCUGGGAUAAAUGUCAGUUUGUCCCAGCCGGAUAUAACGCAAAAACUGAUGGAGCGCAUAGAUGAUCUGAAGCAGAGAUCGCUGCUUGGGGAAAGCGGAUUCGGCAAUAUACCGAGAGGUCGACACGGUUCAACCAGAAUCGUCUCUUCCAGAGUGAUCAGAAGAGGCUCUAUGAAUCAUUGGAGCGACCAAUGGUAA
Parnassius apollo (apollo) is the source of this 1104-nucleotide messenger RNA. Lineage: Eukaryota; Metazoa; Arthropoda; Insecta; Lepidoptera; Papilionidae. The record is from the annotation of a GenBank genome assembly.